Molecule: messenger RNA, 1949 nt
Organism: Gigantopelta aegis
Lineage: Eukaryota; Metazoa; Mollusca; Gastropoda; Neomphalida; Peltospiridae
Product: Down syndrome cell adhesion molecule-like protein 1 homolog
Exons: 11
Coding region: 1-1755 (584 amino acids)
Molecular function (GO): protein binding
Source: RefSeq, a predicted model, not a curated record
AUGGCUGUUGAUCCUGACGGAGGUCCAGACUCUGUUACAUUAAGUCCACCACCACAUGGGUCUGUAGCAGAAGGAGGCAGUCUGACUGUGACGUGUGCUGCUAGUUGUAAACCACCAUGUUCCUAUUCCUGGACUCCGGGAAAUCAGCAGAUCUCACCAGCCUCUCAGUUAAAACUGACAAACAUCAACAGGAGACAGACAGGGAAUGUGUACACGUGUACAGCGACCAACUCAUUUUUAUCAACAUCUAAAACUAAACAGUUCACACUGACAGUGUACUAUGGUCCAGACAGUGUCCAGCUGAACACCACUUCUCCACUGACAGUGAAGGAAGGUAACGAUGUAGCUGUAUCAUGUGAAGCGACUAACUGUUUUCCAUCCUGUUCUUUCACGUGGAAGUUUAACUCUCAGAGUAAACCAAGCAGUGAUGUGCUGUCCUUAAAUAACAUACAGAGAUCAGCAGCUGGUGACUACAUGUGUACGGCUAGAAACAGAAACACACAUAAAUCAUUAGACACGAUCAUUACUCUAGAUGUGCAUUACCAAUCUUCAAUCAGUUCUCUGACUUUAAACUCGCUCUCUACACCGGUUACAGUUGAUGAGCUGACUCCUAUGAUUCUGAGAUGUGAUGUUGACAGUAAUCCAGGAUCUCACAUCAAAUUGCUGAACAAAUCACAGACUCUGCGUGAAGUAACACACUCUAAACAGGCGGAGUACACGUGGAACGAGGCUGGGUGUCUGGAUACAGAACACUACAUGUGUGAAGCGGGAAACAACAUCAAGUCAGCUGUCAGUGAAAGUGUGCAGCUUGUUGUUAGAUGUUCACCUAGAUUAGACCAUCGAGUUCCAUUCCAGAAAGAGUUUACAAGAGCAAUUGGCGGUAAUGUGACUCUAAAGAUAUCAGUAAUUGCCAAUCCAACACCGACGUUCACCUGGUACAAACUGACUGAUGGAAACAGAAAUAAUAUUGGGUCUAGUAGUUCACCUACAACUGACGUAACUGCUGCUGGGAAACACACACUAACAGAUAUUCAGCAUGGAGAUAUUGGUACCUAUCAGGUUGUGGUGUCAAAUGGAGCUAAAAACACAGAUCUUGUGAAGAAUCUGACACUUUAUGUAGCAGGUCCUCCGAAUAUUCCCUCUGACCUCACAGUAUGGAGCAGUGACCCACACUCAGUCUUAGUUGCUUGGAUAGGGGGAUUUAAUGGAGGAUCAGAGCAGACGUUUGUUGUACAAUACCGAGCAGACAGAACAUCACAGUGGACAAAUCUCACUAAUGUGAUUCCAGAAAACGGUGUUAACACCAUUCAGAAAGCUGGUAUACCAAAUCUUCAACCAAAGACGAGAUAUCUGGUGCGGGUUUUAGCUUAUAAUAGAUAUGGAUACGAAGACUUUACCAAGGCACAGAAAGCUUUGACAUUACCUCCAGGUGAAUCUUUUCUGCCAACAUCAUCACAUGAAGUAAUCGGGACAGGGAUUGCUAUAGGGAUUUUGAUAGGGAUUGCGAUUGCUGUCUUGACAGAGACUGUCUUUGUUAUUUUGUGGAGACGAGGUUAUGUGUGUGCUUCUUCAAAAUCAGAUGGGCAGCAGUCUAAAGGUAACGUGCAUCAACAUGCAACACUAAACGACACACGGCGUGGUAACAGUACUGAACUUGUUAAUUCUGAUGACCAGACAAACACUUACGAAGGACUUGGAACUCGAGACGAUACGCCAUAUGCAAAAAUGGAACUUUAUGAAAAUCUCAAGACAUGAGAAACCAUUGUGGUAAUAUACGUCACAGAAUAACGUAUACGUAACACUGACACAUUCUGUUGGACUUUCCGAGACCAAGUCACAAGAUGCUUAAUAACACAGCACUGACUGAACUGAUAUCUAUGCAAUACCUUAUUUUUGAUGUGAAAAUAAUCGAUACAUUUAACCUGGAAAAGUGCAUUUCCAUAGUUUAG